Molecule: messenger RNA, 2353 nt
Organism: Cylas formicarius (sweet potato weevil)
Lineage: Eukaryota; Metazoa; Arthropoda; Insecta; Coleoptera; Brentidae
Product: specificity protein transcription factor 3-like
Exons: 10
Coding region: 356-2275 (639 amino acids)
Biological process (GO): regulation of transcription by RNA polymerase II
Molecular function (GO): RNA polymerase II cis-regulatory region sequence-specific DNA binding; DNA-binding transcription factor activity, RNA polymerase II-specific
Source: RefSeq, a predicted model, not a curated record
CAAGCCAGUCCCAGAAUGGCGUGGUUUGAGUUUCGCUCGGCCUGCCACUAGUCCGCGUCGUUUAAAUUCGAGGCAGGGAAAUUUUCGUCUUAAAAAUAACGUUAUCACGCCCCGUCGUGAUAGCUGUUAUCGUUUUGCAAACCCAUGUGAUCGUUCGGACGUCAAUUUUUGUAUUUUUGGGAUUUCGUAUCACGCGAAAACGCGAAACAACGGCGGAGUCAAAGUGUGCGCAUGCCGUGACGACACAACCGAAGCACGGUUCACACGAUCGGAAUAUACGUUGCCGUUGCGUUCCGUGCAAAUUGUUAAAAAUAUCGAACAAGGCAUUUUAAAAACUGAAUAAUGUUCGGAACCGAUGAUGAUAUCUGAGAGACAAACCGGUAACUUUCCCGAAGAAAACUCGAUACAGGAGCAGGAGGCACCCGUCGCGGACCUCAAGCCCCAACCCGCCGCCCCUUCACCGCUUGCCCUGCUGGCAGCCACGUGCAGUCGUAUAGGCCCUGGAGGAGACGCGGCUAGCACGACCCCCACCACCGUGAUAAUGUCUUCCGCCCCGUCGCCGGUCCAAACGAUCAAACAACAAGGGGUGACGGUUACUCAGGCCGCUCAACCCCAAACUCCACAGGUGGUCAGCGUGCCAGUAGCCACCGCCAUCACCACCCAACAGCUCCAGCAGCAUCUGCUGCAGCAGCAGGCUGGCGCCCAAUUGGUGGCCGCAGCGGCGGCCGGUCAAAAUAUCGCAGGCUAUGGGGUGAUGCAGGCGCCCGUCCAGACGCUAAGCGUCGAUGGCCAGGAGGCGAUAUUCAUCCCUGCGAUGAAUGUGGCAGGCGGGACUCAGCCCCAGCAGAUUUUCAGCCCCGGUCAAAUAAUAAGAGCUCCUACUAACGUUAUACCAGCCACUGCGACGAAUAUGCAGGGCCUGCCGACCACAGUUCAGCUUCCCAACGGACAAAGCGUGCAGAUGCGGCCCGCAGCUCAAACGCAGAUCUUUCAGUUUCCGCUGCAGCAGACGAUACCAAUCCAAGUGCCGAUUUCCUCCGGAAACGGACAAACCAUUUACCAAACGAUUCACUUUCCCGUCCAGUUGGCGGCGACAGCGUCGGUACCAAACAUUAUACAAGCCCAACCUCAGCUGUUGCCUCAAGUAGCAAAUAUUCUGACGCCUACAGGUCAAUUGCAAUCGAUACAGAUAGCUACGUCUAUGCCGCAGCAGCAGCAGACUGCCGCGUCUACGAUAAAUCAACAAGUUGUCGCGGGCGAUAACGGAGCUCAGUUGACCUUUACAGGAGCCAACGGUCAACAGUUUACGGUAAUUCCGGCAACAAAUCUACAACAAAUCCGGAACGCGUCAGUCGGCAAUUUGGCGAGCUUGGGAAACAUUAUCCAGCUGCCAAAUAUACAGACCAUGCCCACUAUACAAAAUAUUCCCGGACUCGGCAACGUUCAAGUUAUAACGCAGCCUGCUCAACCCCAAAUUGCGGUCGGACAACAAAUCCAACAAGACCCCACGGAUCCCAGCAAGUGGCAAAUUAUCCCGCAAGUGGCUACCGCCACCCCGACGAUGCAAGCGCAGAAUGCGACCCCCUUAAACGUGAGUUCCGUCGACACUGGCGCCGUCACUCAAGCAUCUACUGACGGUGCAGGGAUCGAUGGUCAGAAACAGCGGGUUCGGAGGGUAGCUUGCACUUGUCCCAACUGUCAGGAGGGCGAAAAGCACAGUGACAGGAAAAAACAGCACAUCUGUCACAUACCAGGCUGUAAUAAAGUUUACGGAAAAACAAGCCAUUUGCGGGCCCAUUUGAGGUGGCACACCGGCGAAAGACCGUUCGUAUGCACUUGGCUCUUUUGCGGGAAACGCUUCACUAGAUCCGACGAGCUUCAAAGGCACCGGAGGACACAUACCGGUGAAAAGCGUUUUCAAUGCAGCGAGUGCAACAAGAAGUUUAUGCGGUCCGACCACCUAUCCAAACACCUCAAGACCCAUUUAAAACAGAGAAUCACGGAGAAAGAUCAAGAUGAUGAGGAGAACUGGGAGAUGCAAGACGAUCCGGAACCUCAACAACAAGAGGAGACGGAUUCCAAACCACAUCCCGUAUGGAUAACGGACAGCAAAAAUAAUGUAAAAUACGCGAUAACUCAUUUGAAUUACUCUCAGGAGGCGGCAACAUCGACACAGUCAGCAUCCUCAGACAGUUCUAGCAAUGAAGAGAAAAUGAUGAUAACUAUAAGUGCCGCAGAAGAUGAACUAAUUAUCGCGGACCCUUUAGAUAGCUGAAACUAAAUAUGCCACUUUUUGUAUAUUUUAUUGUUAUAAAUAAAUGCCUAUAUUGUUUGUUAUUUAUAAUUUUGUAAA